AUGAUACUCCGCAAGGAAAAAAAGUCCAUUUUCGUUUUUCACUCUACCUAUAAUUUAUUCUCGAAUUUAUUCAAGAUCAUUCUUGAUAUCUAUCUAUCUCUGCUUGUGCACAUCUAUCUAUCUAUCUAUCUAUCUAUCUAUCUAUCUAUCUAUCUAUCUAUCUAUCUAUCUAUCUAUCUAUCUAUCUCUGCUUGUGCACAUCUAUCUAUCUAUCUAUCUCUGCUUGUGCACAUCUAUCUAUCUAUCUAUCUAUCUAUCUAUCUAUGUAUCUCUGCUUGUGCACAUCCAUCCAUCUAUCUAUCUCUGCUUGUGCACAUCUAUCUAUCUAUCUAUCUAUCUAUCUAUCUAUCUAUCUCUGCUUGUGCACAUCCAUCCAUCCAUCUAUCUAUCUAUCUAUCAUGCACUAUCUAUCUAUCUAUCUAUCUAUCUAUCUAUCUAUCUCUGCUUGUGCACAUCCAUCCAUCCAUCUAUCUAUCUAUCUAUCUAUCUAUCUAUCUCUGCUUGUGCACAUCCACCUAUCUAUCUAUCUAUCUAUCUCGACUGUUUAUUGAAAAUAUUCCUUGUCCUUUUGCGUAUCUGACUUUUAUUGCUGGUAAUAUUUUUUAUCUAUCUAUCUAUCUAUCUAUCUAUCUAUCUAUCUAUCUAUCUCACAAUUUUUUUUUAUUGCUGGUAAUAUUUUCUAUCUAUCUAUCUAUCUAUCUAUCUAUCUAUCUAUCUAUCUCAUGUUGCAUAUUUACAGGUCCAUCUACUUGUACCAUACCAGUCUUUUCGCAUGUAUCUAUAUAUGUCGGUCUUUAUCUAUCUAUCUUUGUCGGUAUCUAUCUAUCUAUCUAUCUAUCUAUCUUUGUCGGUAUCUAUCUAUCUAUCUAUCUAUCUAUCUAUCUUUGUCGGUAUCUAUCUAUCUAUCUAUCUAUCUAUCUAUCUAUCUUUGUCGGUAUCUAUCUAUCUAUCUAUCUAUCUAUCUAUCUAUCUAUCUAUCUCAGAAUAUUACAUAAUGAAUAUUUAAGUAAAAUCUUACGGUUUGUCCAUCUAUCUAUCUGUCUAACUAUCUAUCUCGUACUGUUCUUUAUCUAUCUAUCUAUCUAUCUAUCUAUCUAUCUAUCUAUCUAUCUAUCUCGUACUGUUCAUUGUCCAUCUAUCUAUCUGUCUAUCUAUCUCGUACUGUUCAUUGUCCAUCUAUCUAUCUGUCUAUCUAUCUAUCUCGUACUGUUCAUUGUCCAUCUAUCUAUCUAUCUAUCUAUCUAUCUAUCUAUCUAUCUAUCUAUCUAUCUAUCUCGUACUGUUCAUUGUCCAUCUAUCUAUCUAUCUCGUACUGUUCAUUAUCUAUCUAUCUAUCUAUCUCGUACUGUUCAUUAUCUAUCUAUCUAUCUAUCUAUCUAUCUCGUACUGUUCAUUGUCCAUCUAUCUAUCUAUCUAUCUAUCUAUCUAUCUAUCUAUCUAUCUAUCUCGUACUGUUCAUUAUCUAUAUAUCUAUCUAUCUAG
Messenger RNA from Acanthosepion pharaonis, 1482 nucleotides. The record is from the annotation of a GenBank genome assembly. NCBI's taxonomy places the organism in Eukaryota, Metazoa, Mollusca, Cephalopoda, Sepiida, Sepiidae.